Molecule: messenger RNA, 447 nt
Organism: Penicillium waksmanii
Lineage: Eukaryota; Fungi; Ascomycota; Eurotiomycetes; Eurotiales; Aspergillaceae
Product: YjgH family protein
Exons: 1
Coding region: 1-447 (148 amino acids)
Source: RefSeq, a predicted model, not a curated record
AUGUCUCCAGAAGCAAGUUCCGAAACCAAACGCUUCUACAGCACUUCCUCCCCAUGGGAAGCUCGGUUCGGCUACUACCGAGCAGUCCGUCGUGGACAGCAUAUAUUUGUAUCCGGCUCGACUGCCGCAGAUCCCGAUUCUCCUCCAGAGGCACCACGAGUCAGGUAUCCAGGUGAUGCCAGACAGCAAACACGUGUGACAUUGGAGGAGAUCAUUCAAGCUAUUCAAGCGGUCGGUGGGAAAGGGGCGGAGAGUGUAGUUCGGUGUCGGAUGUUCGUGAGCAGGAAAGAGGAUUGCGGGAUUGUUGGCGAGGCAUUCAGGGAAGUUCUGGGGAAGCAAAAUGGAGGACAGGUUGGAGCAGCUGCGACUAUGAUUGUAGUAGCUAAUAGCUUCGUGGAUGAUGACAUGCUGGUUGAGAUUGAAGUGGACGCCAUUGCGGAAGAAUGA